This is a messenger RNA of Alosa alosa (allis shad), 3064 nucleotides long. RefSeq names its product ankyrin repeat and EF-hand domain containing 1a (gene ankef1a). The transcript is spliced from 10 exons. Gene Ontology annotation, molecular function: protein binding. The coding region runs from base 337 to 2715 and encodes 792 amino acids. The record is from RefSeq and is a predicted model, not a curated record. NCBI's taxonomy places the organism in Eukaryota, Metazoa, Chordata, Actinopteri, Clupeiformes, Clupeidae.
GUAUCGUAACUCUAGCUGGGGCCAAUUAACAAGAACGUGAGCACCCAAGACACAGCCUAGCCUACUUUUGACGACUCCCCGGCGAAGAUCUCGAGGGACUUGGCAUUCUGUUGCCAUAGAGACAAUGAACUACUCUGCAGUCUUCACAAAGUCAGUCCGACGCUGAGCUUUGCAACAAUGUUGCAUUUAAACUUUAUUAUCGGGAAACGUGGACAUAGUGUCCAUAUGCCUAGCCUACCGGUAAUUUAAAGUGGUAUCAAAACUCAUUUCGUCUAACAGAAAGAAGAAGCAACAACAAUUGUAGGCUACUGCUUUCAACUGAAGCAUUGGUCAGUGAUGAUGGCGAGUCCAGUGGCAAGAGGUCGCUUGGAGGAGCUGCAGGUCUACCGGUUGCUACAGUGUGUCCACGAGGACAACAAACUACAAAUAGAGAAAUUAAUCACCCGCGGCGUGGACAACCUCCUCAACCUCACCGAACCUCGCCAGGGCAAAGGAGCUAUGCACAUAGCAGCCGUGGCUAACAACACAGACAUGCUGGACUUCCUGCUGUCCCACGGAGCAAGUCCAAAUGUUCAGGACAAGAGUGGGAAAACACCUGUCAUGCUAGCCGCGGAGUUAGGGCAUGAUGGUGCAGUAGCGCUGCUGGUGAAGCACAAGGCUAACGUGAGCCUGCUGGACAAGGAUGGGAAAGGGGUCCUCUUCUAUUGCAUCUACCCCACCAAGCGCCACAUGCGCUGCAUGCACGCGGUGCUGAAGGCUCUGUCUGACAUCAACAAUGUGUCCCUGACUGGCCAGCACGUCCUGCACCUCGCCUGCGCACAGGCUGACAGCUGCCUACCCAUGUGCCUACUCCUGCUGGAGAGAGGCGCUCACCCUGAUGCCAGGGAUGAGGCCACGGGGCGCACUGCUCUGAUGGAGGCGGCCAGGGUGGGCAGCGUGGAGCUGGUGCGGAGCAUCCUCAGAGGGGGCGCCGACCCCAACGCGCUCGACAAGACCAACCUCCACGCUGCCCACUUUGCAGCGGAAGGCGGGUUCUUUGAGGUUAUUCAGGUGCUCUGUGCGUAUGGGGCAGACGUGGGAGCAGUGACCAAAGCAGGAGAAACUCCUCUGCACUACGCAGCACGCGGUGGGCACGCCGAGUGCUGCCGCUUUCUCGCUCAGAGAGGCUGCAAUCCCAAAUUAAAAAAUGAAGAAGGCCUUCUGGCUCGGCAGAUUGCCAAGGACAAUGGCCACAAAGCUGCGGUGAAGGAGCUGAAGAAAGCAGAGAGGCUGCACGGGAAGUUCUCUCGACCUGGCGUGCCCAAUCCCAACGAGACCUGGGCCCUGGCGCUCUACGACUGGUCCCAGGAGCAUGAGGUCACCCUGAGGAAAGCCUUCGACGAGUCGGGGGACUGCAUCAAGGAGACGGUCUCCACGGAGACGUUCGAGGCGGUCCUGCAGGAUCUCAAGGCCCCCGUGGAAGAGUAUCAGCUCCACAAGGUGAUCCUCGCCCAUGACCGCAGGCGCGAGGGCGUCAUCAACAUCAACGACUUCUUCAAGGGCCUCAAGUAUCUGCAGAAGGCCGUCGUCAUGGCCUCCUAUGGGCCCAAGAAGAAGAAGAAGGGGGGGAAAGGAGGCAAAAAGGGCAAGAAGGCCAAAUUCACCCUCCCCUUUCCCAUCUGCACCAUCCCCCCUGAGCUCAUCUACCGGAGGGCCGAUGGUGGUCCUCCGACCUUCAUGGUGGAGGCGUACCACCACCACACAGACCCCAACCGGUUUAGCCGCGACCACCCACCCAAGCACCCCAUCGAGGACGACUCGGCCUGGUACGUGGACGAGCCGGAGAAGAUCUACGUCAACGUGACCUACUGCGCCAAGACGGGCGACCUGGAGUCGCUUCAGCUGGCCUUCCGGGAGGGCGUUCCUGUGGACGUGAAGGACCGCUUCUACAAGACGCCACUCAUGACGGCCUGUGCUUAUGGAAACUACGAGGUGGCCCAGUUCCUGAUCAACCUGGGGGCUGAUGUGAAUGCCAAGGACCAGUUCAGCUGGACGCCACUGCACCACGCCUGCCAUGCCGGCCAGCUGAACAUCACGGAGCUGCUGGUGGAGUCGGGCUCCCAGGUGGACACGCCUGCUCUGAGCGGAGCCACGCCCCUCAUGAGGGCCAUCGAGAGCUGCAGGCCGGCGUGCGUGGAGUACCUCAUCAAGGCCGGCGCCAAGGUGAACGCCAAGAACAAGAAAGAGCAGAACUGCUUGGACAUCGCCUGGGCCUAUGCAGACCUGAGGGUGGUGGACUUGGUCAAGGCCAAGAUGGAUACCCUGCCCAAGCCAAAGGAGAACAAGAGAGGGAAAGCAGCCAAGCCGCAGCCUAAACCCAGGCCAGCCACCACCUCAGCCAAGGAGAAGCUGAGCCAAGUUGCCCCCAGUAGCACAUCAAUGCCACCUGCAGACAGCUCCUUGACCCAGAAGGCUGCGGCAGAGAAGAGCAAAGAUGACAAAGAGACUGUGAUCAUGUACAACACCCGGCUGAACAACGGCACUCUCAGACCUGUGGACAUCAGCUUUAGACCCCGGACGGUGUGGAGUAACCUGCUGACCACCAGCGAUUUGAUCCAGCGUCGGGAGAGGAGGCGCGAACGGCUCAGCCACGAGGUGGACUUUGACGACUUCCUCAUGCCCUUCAGCCAGAACCUGCGGAGGAAGGUGGCCCAGACCCAGGAGGGUUCUGCCUGAAGAGAGACCCAGAGAGGGCCAAAGGCCUUGGUGGACAUGCCCCUCCAUGACUCUGGCCUGGCCAGAUGAGUUGACCAUGAUUUGUGUUUACUUGAAAGGGCGGGUAAGAUGUUGUAAUAGGUUCAUCACCUCUCUUCUAAUGCCACAAUGAAUUGUAUAAAUGACAUUAACGAAUGCAAUGGUUGGAGGCGGAGCACAGUGUAUAGUGAAAUGGAGUACACUACAGUGAUUCUGAUUUUGUGCUACCUUUGAUUAAAGGCUGAUUAGUCCUCGUAAAUAGUAUUAUUUGAUCCAUGGCAAGAUAAACAAUUUUUGUUAAUGAUGUUUUGUAAUUUACAGAACCAUUAAA